GGGCUCCAGGAGUUGGUUUGUGUUGUGCCUUGCGGUCGCGGCGUUGGGCAUUUCGGUUGAUAAAUGCUUGGUUGAUGAGGGUGAUAAAAUGGCUUGUGGCGACCCGACGUUAAGCAGAGCCGGUUGCGAGGCUCGUAAUUGCUGUUUUUCUCGAAGCGGCAGCUGGCGCUGUUAUUAUGGAAAUGAUGUGACUGUCCAGUGCACCAGGGAUGGCCAGUUUGUGGUGGUCGUGUCCAGGAAUGCCACCAGCCCUCAGCUGAGCCUGGAUUCAGUCAGCCUUGACUCCUACUACAGUGACCUGGACUACCCUGUGACCAAGGUGCUGCGGGAUCCUGUGUAUGUGGAGGUCCACAUCUUGAACAGGACUGACCCCAACAUUGUCCUGACCCUGGGGGACUGCUGGGCCACUUCCACUCCCAGUCCUCUCAGCCAGUCCCGCUGGAGCCUUCUGGUUGCUGGGUGUCCCUACGGAGGUGACAACUACCAGACCACCUUGAUCCCUGUGGGUGGCUCCUCAGGGCUGCCGUACCCAACGCACUACCAGCGCUUCAUGCUUCGGAUGUUCACUUUUGUGGAUCCUGCCUCUCAGGUUCCUCUGAUGGAGAAGGUGUUCAUCCACUGUAGUGCGGCAGUGUGCCAGCCGACUGCUACUGACCGCUGUGUGCCCAUGUGUGGCAGGAGGCGAAGAGCUGUUGCUACAAUCCCAAUGGAUACCUCCAAAGAAACUGUUCUGGUCUCCAGUGGGGAAGUGAUCUUGAUUGACCUUGAACUUCCAGCUGUGGAUAAAAUGGAAUCCCAGUUUGAAGGGUCCCAGUAUGUCAGCUAUGGAUUACUGGCAGUGGCUGUUGCUGUUGUGCUUGUCAUCUCUGCUCUCAUUACUGUAGCUGUGCGGAGAACCAGAUCUCGGGUAUUAACAAUAACGCUGUCAGGUGGUGCAGCUGCAGAGUAAUAGAACAGAAUCUGAAUGCUUGGUCUGUUUUUCUGGUUUUGUCUGAAUUAAAAAAAACCAACACAUGCUUUCUUUUGCU
Molecule: messenger RNA, 1028 nt
Organism: Lepisosteus oculatus (spotted gar)
Lineage: Eukaryota; Metazoa; Chordata; Actinopteri; Semionotiformes; Lepisosteidae
Source: RefSeq, a predicted model, not a curated record